Nilaparvata lugens (brown planthopper) is the source of this 2198-nucleotide messenger RNA. It is a transcript of the gene Seipin, whose product is annotated as seipin. The coding region runs from base 207 to 1295 and encodes 362 amino acids. Gene Ontology annotation, biological process: lipid storage; lipid droplet organization. Lineage: Eukaryota; Metazoa; Arthropoda; Insecta; Hemiptera; Delphacidae. Gene Ontology annotation, cellular component: endoplasmic reticulum membrane. The transcript has 8 exons. The record is from RefSeq and is a predicted model, not a curated record.
AAUCAAGGAAACUUUUAGGUUAGAACUUAUAACUUGGAACUUGGAAGUUAGUAUGGAGGAGAUAAACAGAUUCGAUUUUUCCGAUUGUAAUUAGAUUAGUUAUUUCCUUUAGUGAUUUUAAGAUUUGACAAACAUGAUUUCUAUUCAAUUGAAUAAGUUGUUGGUGACAACUGGUUGUUGUUGGUGCGUUCUUCAAAAUUAAAAUUAUGUUUCAAUUUUUUUCAAUUUUAUUUUCGCUACUUAAUCGUUCCAAACGAACUGUAUUAUUUGUGCUAAGAAUUCAAUUAUCACUCUUUAAAAUGUUUAUUCCAGGAUUUAUAAAACGUCGUGUUGAACGUUAUAAACAUAAAACGGCAGAAGGAGCUCAAUUGAUUUGGGAUAAUUUUUUUAAAGGUGGAUUGUUUGCUCUGUUUGGAGCUUUUAUUUUAUGGUUGUCAAUAUUUUUAUAUAUUUCGUUCUACUAUUAUUACAUGCCUUCAGUUUCACACACUCGACAAGUCAACUUAAAAUUUAAGUCGAAUGUUGAUACAACACGAACGAGUUGGCCCACCGCACAUGUACAAUUAACAAAACUCCAAAAUAUUCUGAUGGUCGGUCAAAGCUACAGGAUAUUCCUCAAACUAGAAAUGCCUGAAUCUCCAGCUAAUGUUAAACUGGGAAUGUUUAUGGUAUGUGCGGAUCUGGCUGACAAGGAUGGUGUAAUGGUUUCCAAUUCAUGUCGCUCGACAAUGCUCCAUUACCGAAGCCAGUUACUAUCCAUUCUGACAACAUUGACUCUUUCUCCUUUCAUGGUGCUCGGUAGUUCUGAGGAAAAACAAACAAUUAUGUUGGAAUUGUACUCCCACUUUGAAGAAGACAAGAAUCACCCUGUCACCGAUGUCUACUUGGAAAUACAAGCUCUUGAAAUCGAGUUCUACUCAGCCACAUUGCACAUCCAGGCCCAUUUAACUGGUUUGCGCUAUCUCAUGUUUCACUGGCCUCUACUUUCGGCUGCGUUAGGCGUGUCAUCGAACCUCUUUUUCAUAACAUUUAUUGCUGCUGUCUCUUGGUGGCACAUCUAUGCACCUCGUGACCAGUAUGGAAAUCAAAUGUUCUUCGCUGGAUUUGGAACUCAAUUAUUCAUGGGAGAUUUGGAUUAUCAACCUGAAGAUGAGUACGAUUAUGAUGAAUUGAGAACUGAUGAGAGUGGAUCCAGUAGAAGUAAAUCACAAGCACAAGAAAAAACUCCAAAAUUUGAAGAAAGGAAGACUAGUCGGUCUAUGAUAAUGGAACUCAGAAGAGCAACGGACGAAUAAGAUGCAAUUUGCAUUCAAAUAUUUGAAAUAUUCAUUCGGAAGCAACUUAAAUCAUGUCAUUAUUUUAACCUAAAUAACCGUCCAAUCCAGGCGCUGAUCAAAUUUUAUUAUAUUGUACAGUUUUGGUAGUUGCAACAUGUUAUAAACUUAAUUUUGUCCUGUUCUAUCAGGAUUUGUUGUCUUUGAUGAUCGUAAAGUGUUCAUAAAAUUAAGUCAUAAGACUGAUAUAAAUAAAUUUUAUAUAUUUCCUCAAUGAAAUGUUUAUAAUAUUGGGUAAAGUUUUUAAAUCACUUUGAAUUCAUAUUAUGUAAACGAAAUAAAUUGUCAAACAAGGCAAAUUCAUUGAAAUAUUGAGCCAGAAUACCACGAGGCAAUGUGCAACCAUUCAACUGCAACCAGUCUGAAACCAGUCGCAAACCAGUCUGCAUUCAGUUGAGAAAUUAAUUAUUACUCUCUGAAUGAAAAGAAAGCCUUACAUAGCCUUACAUAGCGUUAGUUUAUGUCAAUUUGAUCUUAUUACUACAUUCCUUUUAUAAUAAUAGUGUGUUAUAAGAAUUUGUUCAUAAAAUUAUUAUUGGUCUCAAGGAUAAGAUUCAAUUCAGUGUGUCUUGCUGUAUUGUUAAUAUUAGACUAUCAUUCAAAAGUUGUCAUCUUUCAUAGAACUUCAUAACUAUGUACUUUUUCCCUAGCUGUGAUUGUAUGUGCCCUUUCAAAUUCAUCAACUGUAAAUAUUUGUGUCAAAAAUGGUAUCAAUAAUUGACUAUAGUUGAUAAUUUAAAAUAAUUUGAGAACUGAUCCGAUUAUGUAGCAUAAGCUUGAACUAGUCAUGAAGUAAACACACAGUUUUACCUCUAUUUUUAUAAUGUCAUAUACUCAGUUUCUAUUCAUUACCAAAAAAUUAUU